Hevea brasiliensis (rubber tree) is the source of this 2740-nucleotide messenger RNA. Its product is annotated as kinesin-like protein KIN-13B. Bases 272 to 2401 code for a protein of 709 amino acids. Lineage: Eukaryota; Viridiplantae; Streptophyta; Magnoliopsida; Malpighiales; Euphorbiaceae. Gene Ontology annotation, biological process: microtubule-based movement. The transcript has 12 exons. The record is from RefSeq and is a predicted model, not a curated record. Gene Ontology annotation, molecular function: ATP binding; microtubule binding; microtubule motor activity.
GGGGGGGGGGCUCAUUCUGAUUUGAAUUUAGAAAGAGAGAUACUUUAUAGAGGAGAGAGGGGGAAAGGGACAAGCAUCGAAGUAAGAGAGGAGAGAAGCUCUGAUUAGAGCAUUUAUCUGCUUUUAGUGAGACAUAAGCGAGGCUUCGACAUUGCUUCAUUUUUAUAUACUCUCUAAAUAUAUAUUCAUUGAUCGAUACAUAAAGAAUUCAUUUACUGAUUGGGUUUGAUUUGGCUUUAAAAGGACGCCUACACACAGAGAUUAAGGAAAUAUGAGCGGAAUGGGAAGGCAGGGACAGAGAUCUGGAGCUACAGCGGUGCAUCACCAGAGACAGUACUCUGAUAAUUUCUUAGACUCUUCUUCUAAUGGUAGAUGGCUUCAAUCUGCUGGUCUUCAACACCUUCAAAAUUCCUCUUCUUCUUCCAUCCCUCCUCUUCAGGACUAUAAUUUCUAUGGUGGUGGAGGAGGAGGAGGAGGGCAGGGGAUGAGAAUGUACCGCAAUGCCCAGAGGAGUUUUAACGGAUCAAAUGAGUUUUAUGUAGAGCCCACAACGCCUCCUGUCAGUUCACGGUCAUCUAGCCAGAGGAAGAAUGGCGAAGCCUCUCCAAGUGAGUUCAGUCCUGGGCUUUUAGAUCUGCAUUCCUUCGACACUGAGCUGCUUCCUGAGAUGCCAGUUCCUGGACUGUAUGAUAGUUCCUCUCUGUUUCAUCCUGUUCGGGGGAGAAGCUUUGAUGACUCUGAACCUUAUAUUUCAACCAACAAGCAGACUGGCAGAGCUCCUGUUUUACCAGAUAACAAUCUCCUUAAGAGCUUUGCUGCAGACAAAGAGAAAGGCAGUUCUGUUGCGAAGAUCAAAGUUGUGGUGCGCAAGAGACCAUUGAAUAAAAAAGAGCUGGCUAAAAAUGAAGAAGAUAUAAUAGAAACACAUUCCAAUUCUGUAACAGUUCAUGAGACCAAGCUCAAGGUUGAUCUAACAGAAUAUGUUGAGAAACAUGAAUUUGUCUUUGAUGCAGUGCUGAAUGAGGAAGUCUCAAAUGAUGAGGUAUAUCGUGAGACAGUGGAGCCCAUAGUUCCAAUAAUUUUUCAGCGCACAAAAGCAACUUGCUUUGCAUAUGGGCAAACAGGAAGUGGAAAAACCUAUACUAUGAAACCAUUACCUCUCAAGGCUUCACGGGAUAUUUUGAGGUUGAUGCAUCACACUUAUAGGAAUCAAGGGUUUCAGCUAUUUGUGAGUUUCUUCGAAAUAUAUGGAGGAAAACUAUUUGAUCUUCUCAGUGAUCGGAAAAAACUUUGCAUGAGAGAGGAUGGCAAGCAGCAAGUCUGCAUUGUUGGUUUGCAAGAGUACAAAGUAUCAGAUGUAGAGACAAUUGGGGACCUAAUUGAGAAAGGAAAUGCUACUAGAAGUACUGGCACGACAGGUGCAAAUGAGGAAUCCUCUCGUUCACAUGCUAUACUUCAACUUGCUAUCAAGAGGUCAGUUGAUGGCAGCGAGUCAAAGCCUCCACGUCUGGUGGGCAAGCUCUCCUUUAUAGACCUUGCUGGAAGUGAACGUGGUGCAGAUACCACAGAUAAUGAUAAACAGACAAGAAUGGAAGGUGCAGAGAUCAACAAGAGUUUACUUGCAUUGAAGGAAUGCAUAAGGGCUCUUGACAAUGACAAGAGUCAUAUUCCUUUCAGAGGCAGUAAAUUGACUGAGGUUCUGAGGGAUUCUUUCGUUGGCAAUUCCCGCACUGUCAUGGUAUCCUGCAUUUCGCCAAGCUCAGGAUCAUGUGAACAUACCCUCAACACCUUAAGAUAUGCAGACAGAGUGAAGAGUCUUUCAAAAGGAAAUGCUCCAAAGAAGGACAUAUUAUCUUCAACCUUAAAGGAAUCGACCACUGUGCCCUUAUCCUCAGUUUUACCUGCUACAUCUACCUUUGAGGAUGACACUGAUGCAUGGGCUGAACAAGACGAAAGAGAUGAUUUUGAUGCAUCUGAAGACUCCUAUGAACAAGAGAAACCAAUAUGGAAGGAGAAUGGGAAAGUGGAAUCAUACAAUCUAUCAACUUCAGAGGAUAAAAUAUGGAAACCCAAUGGUCAGACAAAAUGGAAGGAUCUGUCAAAAUCGGAUCUUAAGAACUCACAUUCAGAUGAUGAUUUAAAUGCUUUGCUACAGGAAGAGGAGGAUCUCAUAAAUGCUCAUAGAAAACAGGUGGAGGAGACCAUGAACAUUGUUAGAGAGGAGAUGAACCUACUGGUUGAAGCAGACCAACCAGGGAAUCAGCUCGAUGAUUAUAUUACUAGAUUGAAUGCCAUUCUUUCUCAGAAGGCUGCAGGAAUACUCCAAUUACAAAAUCGUUUGGCGCAUUUUCAGAAGCUUUUGAAGGAGCAUAAUGUUUUAGUAUCUUCUUCUGGGUACUAAUCUCUUUGAAGUAUUGUUGAAUGCCAUGAUGAAUAGCUCUAUCUUUUAUAGUCGGUUGCAAGAUUGUCGGCCUGGAAGUGAGAUUUGGGUAUAUGCAUUUUGUGUGAUUGCUGGAUGAGUUACUGGCCAUUGUGUAUCUCUUGUAUUCUUUAUUUGGUUUGAGGGAUCGGAGAUUGAUUUAAGGUCCCAUCUCUCGUUUCAUAUCAUACUACCGGCUUAAUCGUCUUUAAAUUUGCUUAACUAGUUACAGGCAAGCAUUGGAUUACAUGCCAUUUGGCGAGCUCAUGUAAAGCUAUGAUGCACAACAAUUUGAUUCAUUAAUGGAAUACUUGUUUACUA